Molecule: messenger RNA, 1161 nt
Organism: Callithrix jacchus (white-tufted-ear marmoset)
Lineage: Eukaryota; Metazoa; Chordata; Mammalia; Primates; Cebidae
Gene: BANF1
Product: barrier to autointegration nuclear assembly factor 1
Biological process (GO): chromosome organization
Cellular component (GO): nucleus; condensed chromosome
Molecular function (GO): DNA binding
Source: RefSeq, marked validated
CCAAUGUUUUCAGUUCCCUCCAGUCCCACUGCUAGGAGGGUGACGUGAGUUUGAGUCGGAUCUCUUCGAAAAACUGUACUUCCGGCGCUGUCUCGGAAGCCUCCCGGCCACCCGUCCCCUCCCUUGUCCGUUCUUCCAACUCUUCCCCACGCCAGUCGGUCAAGCCUAAGUCCUUGAGUUCCGGGUCCGGGCAGCAGAGAAAGAAAAUCCUUUCUCUGGAGGCCUUUCUUCCUCGAGUAGCGGGACCUUACAAGGCAGCAGGACUUCCCGCGAAGGACCGGAAAGGAGGACCUACUACAGAGGCCGUCGAGGUCCGGGACGCCUCAACUCUAUAGCCCUAACUGGCUAGAAGUGCCCAACGUGGAGGGUUUUUUUUUUUUUUUUUUUUAAAGGACGCUCUUGAGGCGACCCGGAAGCGGAAGUGGAAGAAAGUUCUAGUGGCUUGAGGUAUCGGCGGGAGCGGCCGGGUGGCGGGAGGAACCGUUACGGGAACUGAAGCUGCCGAUUAAGCCUGAUCAAGAUGACAACCUCCCAAAAGCACCGAGACUUCGUGGCAGAGCCCAUGGGGGAAAAGCCAGUGGGGAGCCUGGCCGGGAUUGGUGAAGUCCUGGGCAAGAAGCUGGAGGAAAGGGGCUUUGACAAGGCCUAUGUUGUCCUUGGCCAGUUUUUGGUGCUAAAGAAAGAUGAAGACCUCUUCCGGGAAUGGCUGAAGGACACUUGUGGUGCCAAUGCCAAGCAGUCCCGGGACUGCUUUGGAUGCCUUCGAGAGUGGUGUGAUGCCUUCUUGUGAUACUCUCUGGGAAGCUCUCAAUCCCCAGCCCUCAUCCAGAGUUUGCAGCCGAUUAGGGACUCCUCCCCUGUCCGCUACAGAGGAAAAGAUUGCUAUUGUCGUACUCACCUCCGAUGUACUCCAGGGUCUUUGGGAGUUUCCUCCCCUAACCAUUUCAACUUUUUUGGAUUCUCGCUCUUGCAUGCCUCCCUCUUCCUUUUUCCCUUGCCAGUUCCCUGAUGACAGUUACUGGCUUUCCUGAAUGGAUUCCUGGCCCUAUCCCUCACCCCCACCCUCACUUUCAGUCCGUUUGAUACCAUUUGGCUCCUUUUUUGGCAGAACAGUCACUGUCGUUGUAAAGUUUUUUAGAUCAAUAAAGUCAGUGGCUUUCA